Messenger RNA from Panthera uncia (snow leopard), 2406 nucleotides. RefSeq names its product membrane bound O-acyltransferase domain containing 7 (gene MBOAT7). Gene Ontology annotation, biological process: lipid modification; phosphatidylinositol biosynthetic process. The record is from RefSeq and is a predicted model, not a curated record. Gene Ontology annotation, molecular function: lysophospholipid acyltransferase activity. The transcript has 8 exons. Gene Ontology annotation, cellular component: membrane; mitochondria-associated endoplasmic reticulum membrane contact site. The coding region runs from base 363 to 1781 and encodes 472 amino acids. NCBI's taxonomy places the organism in Eukaryota, Metazoa, Chordata, Mammalia, Carnivora, Felidae.
CUUGUGGCCCCGCCUCCAAACUGCCGCCGAUUCUGCCCGAAGGGACCCGAAGCGGAGACCCCGGCUUCUCCCGGCUCCGAAGCGUCCGUCCGAGCCCGAAGCUCCGGGCCCCGCCUCUUUACGUGCACUGGGCUCGGCUGCCGAGGGGUAAAGGUGCAGCCACGGGCUGGAGCUGUCGGGUGCCGGUUGCCGGCCGCUUCCCUGCCCGGCUCGCAGCCUGACGGGGCAGCACAUCCGGCCCGGGACCGCGACCGAGCAGCGCGCGCUGGGCCGGGGAGGCGUGGCCACAGCCGGGGCGCCCGUGGGCCCGGACCGCUUGGCCGCCUCCCGCCCGGCGGGCGGCGCGGAGCCAGGCCCAGACCAUGUCGCCUGAAGAAUGGACUUAUCUAGUGGUUCUCCUUAUCUCCAUCCCCAUCGGCUUCCUCUUUAAGAAAGCUGGACCUGGGCUGAAGAGAUGGGGGGCAGCAGCUGUGGGCCUGGGGCUCACCUUGUUCACCUGUGGCCCCCACACUUUGCAUUCUCUGAUCACCAUCCUUGGGACCUGGGCCCUCAUUCAGGCGCAGCCCUGCUCCUGCCACGCCCUGGCCCUCGCCUGGACCUUCUCCUACCUCCUGUUCUUCCGCGCACUCAGCCUGCUGGGCCUGCCCACUCCCACGCCCUUCACCAAUGCCGUCCAGCUGCUGCUGACACUGAAGCUGGUGAGUCUCGCCAGUGAAGUUCAGGACCUGCACUUGGCCCAGAGGAAGGAAAUGGCCACGGGCUUCAGCAAGGGGCCCAGCCUGGGGCUCCUGCCUGAUGUCCCCUCUCUGAUGGAGACGCUCAGCUACAGCUACUGCUACGUGGGAAUCAUGACAGGCCCGUUCUUCCGCUACCGCACGUACCUGGACUGGCUGGAGCAGCCCUUCCCGGGGGCCGUGCCCAGCCUGCGGCCCCUCCUGCGCCGAGCCUGGCCGGCCCCGCUCUUUGGCCUGCUCUUCCUGCUGUCCUCACACCUCUUCCCGCUGGAGGCCGUGCGUGAGGACGCCUUCUACGCCCGCCCGCUGCCUGCCCGCCUCUUCUACAUGAUCCCCGUCUUCUUCGCCUUCCGCAUGCGCUUCUACGUGGCCUGGAUUGCCGCCGAGUGCGGCUGCAUUGCUGCCGGCUUCGGGGCCUACCCCGUGGCCGCCAAAGCCCGGGCCGGGGGCGGCCCCACCCUCCAAUGCCCACCCCCCAGCAGUCCGGAGAAGGCGGCCUCCCUGGAGUACGACUAUGAGACCAUCCGCAACAUCGACUGCUACGGCACUGACUUCUGCGUGCGGGUGCGGGAUGGCAUGCGGUACUGGAACAUGACGGUGCAGUGGUGGCUGGCGCAGUACGUCUACAAGAGCGCACCUGCUCGCUCCUAUGUCCUAAGGAGCGCCUGGACCAUGUUGCUGAGCGCCUACUGGCACGGCCUCCACCCUGGCUACUACCUAAGCUUCCUGACCAUCCCGCUGUGCCUGGCAGCGGAGGGCCGACUGGAGUCGGCCCUGCGGGGGCGGCUCAGUCCCGGGGGCCAGAAGGCCUGGGACUGGGUGCACUGGUUCCUGAAGAUGCGCGCCUACGACUACAUGUGUAUGGGCUUUGUGCUGCUGUCCCUGGGAGACACCGUCCGGUACUGGGCCUCCGUCUACUUCUGCGUCCACAUCCUGGCCUUGGCCGCCCUGCUGCUGGGGCUGGCUUUGGGCGGGGGCGGUCCGGGCCGGAGGAAGACCGCGCCCUCGGCCGCCAGCCUGGCCCCAGAAAAGCUCCGGGAGGAAUAGGCUGCCGCGGCACGCUUUGCCAGUCGGCCCGGCCACCAAGCUUCUUGCUUGGGAAUCCUGUGACCCCGGCCGCCGUCUCCCUUCCCAGAAAGAUUGCUGGAGCGGCCAGGGGCCUGGCGAGGAUUCCCGUCUCCUCUCCGUACCCGGCGUCCGACGGAGCCGGGCUGCAGCUCUCCCUGCUUCCCCGCCCUCUGCCCUCUGCCCCGAGGGCUCAGGACAACCCUCGACCACCCGGUGUCCCUGCCCCAGCUUCCGGAGAGAGCCGCACUCCCCCACCCCGCCAGCAGGGGCCGCCAGGCACACGGCUUCUUGGGCACACGUCCUUUUCCUGGCACAGGGUGUGGGGUAGGAGCUUCGGGGCAGGUUCUGGGAGUGGGGAACCUCCUCCCUGUGGCUUUCGUCCCCCUUGUACCAGGAUUUCAGACCCGGAAGGGAACAUAACCCUCCCGUUUCAUAAGGGGGAAACUGAGGCACCGAGGAGCAGGCCUGCGGACAUGGUUCUUGCAGCUUCCAUCUGAGCCACCUCAGGGUCCCAGCGCACCUGUCACCCUCUUGUCAUUCUCUGGCCUGAGACACGGUCAGAAUGUGUGAGCCUCCGCCAAUAAAGUGUUUUGCAAAGAUCGUA